AUGCGCGCCCAGUCUAUCGUCUCUGCCAUCGCAGCUGUGGCUGUUAGCCACGUUGCCGCUCAAACCACAGGCGAACUCGGUGAUGCCGCUGUUGUCAGCAACCCCGCGGGCUAUGUGUACGAGGCGGUUCUGCCCGAGGAGCCAUUCUUCAAGGGUUCUCUGGAAAGCAACGUGAAGGGUUCCAUCGUUGCCAUGUCGGCUCCGGACGGAAAGGGCGUCGAAUUCAAGGUCAAAUUCUCCAACCUUCCCACGGAAGGAGGCCCAUUCCCCUACCACAUCCACGUUGACCCCGUUCCCGAGAACGGCAACUGCACCAAGACCCUCGCUCACCAGGACCCCUACAUCCGUGGCGAGGCCACCGCUUGCGACUCCUCCAAGCCAGAGACCUGCCAGACCGGUGAUCUGAGCGGCAAGCACGGCGCCGUGGGCGUGGAUGGCUACGAGAAGACUUACGUCGACCCUUACCUCUCCAUCGUUGAGGGUCCCGGCUCCUUCUUCGGCAACCGAAGCUUCGUCUUCCACUACGCCAACAAGACCCGUAUCACCUGCGCCAACUUCAAGCUCGUUUCUAAGCCCGACUCUCACGACAACUGCACCACUACCACCUCCGCCGUCGCCGGCACUGGUGUCGUUCCUACUCCCACCUCAUCUCCUAGCACCACUGGUUCUAGUGUCCCCUUCCCUGGCGCUGCUUCCGUCAGUGGUGCCUCCGUCUCGUGGGUCAUUGCGGCCUUCGCUGCCGUCAUGUUCGCGCUUUGA
Colletotrichum karsti is the source of this 759-nucleotide messenger RNA. Its product is annotated as superoxide dismutase. Lineage: Eukaryota; Fungi; Ascomycota; Sordariomycetes; Glomerellales; Glomerellaceae. Gene Ontology annotation, biological process: superoxide metabolic process. The coding region runs from base 1 to 759 and encodes 252 amino acids. The record is from RefSeq and is a predicted model, not a curated record. The transcript is spliced from 3 exons. Gene Ontology annotation, molecular function: metal ion binding.